GACCCGAGCGUUCCGUAUCACUGCGCACUCAAAGUAACAGGUUAGAUUUUGCGCGACCGUUGGUGGCCAUCGCCGAAACUAGACCCGGAAAUCCCACAAAUGUUCGGUUCCAGGCAAUACGAGCUUCCGCAACCGGACCAUUAAGGUGGACUUCAUCAGCGAUGUGAAUGAAUGAGCGCGAGGCCAACGCCGGCUCAGCGCGCUCCAGACGCCGCGCGGAGGGUGACGUGUGGGCCGUGAUGACGAUCAACCGACGGCAGCGCAACUAACGGGAAGCCCGAACGACGUUAUGGAUCAACAAGCCCGAUUACUGUCUUCGCAGCUCGUUCACAAGCGCAGGCAGGUGGAAGUUGCUCUAACCUGCGGUGUCUUGGCGUGGAGGGAAAUCGAGAGGAGCGCAAGACGCAGCUGUGGUUUCCUCAACAACGGCCCUAAAACAGCCUCCAGCCAUGCUGUUCAGGUGGGUGAAAUAGUGGCUGUCCUAAAGACCAAAAACGCUGACGAAGACUACGCCGAGACCGGGAGGAGUCCGAAAAAGGCAAAGCACCACUCCCCCCUGUACCCCUUUGCUUUCACAGUUUCCUACAUCAGAAGAAGGCGGCAGCACCAGUGGCGGUGCAGAGAUGUCACAUUCCACUCUGCUAACGAGGGGCUCUGCGACCAGUGGAUCCAAGUUAUCAAUGAGCAGUUAUCAUUACUCACCGACCGACCUAAGAGCCUCCUGGUGUACAUCAAUCCCUGCGCGGGAAAGCAGCGCGGGAAGCGCAUUUACGAGCGGAAGGUGGCUCCACUGUUUAGCCGCGCCUGUAUCUCAGCUGACGUGAUCGUUACAGAGCGGGUCAAUCAUGCCAGGGACCACUUGAACACAGAGGCCAAUCUUGACAAAUAUGACGGGAUCGUGUGUGUGGGGGGAGAUGGGAUGUUCAGUGAGAUCCUGCACGGCCUGGUCACCAGGAUCCAAACCGACAACGGCGUGGACCAGAACCAACAGGAUGUCAAACUGCUGCCGUGUGGUCUACGCAUUGGGAUCAUCCCUGCUGGCUCCACUGAUUGCAUCUGCUUUGCCACAGUGGGAACCAACGAUCCAGUUACUUCUGCUUUACACGUCAUAGUGGGAGAUUCCCAACCGAUGGACGUGUGUUCAGUUCACCACGAUGACGUCUUCCUCAGAUACUCCGUCUCGUUGCUUGGCUACGGGUUCUAUGGUGAUGUACUGACAGACAGCCAGAAAAAGCGAUAUCUGGGACCUGCUAGAUAUGACCUGUCAGGCGUGAAAACCUUCCUAAGUCACAACUACUAUGAAGGCACGAUCUCUUUCCUCCUUGCUGAGAACAACAUCGGGGACCCCAGGGACAAGCUUCAGUGUCGAUCCGGGUGCCACGUCUGUCAGCACAAGCCCUCAUCAAAAGACGUGCAGUGGGAGAUGUCACAGGAGACGUCUGACAAAGAUGGGAGAGUUGGUUGGAGUGUGAUCCGCGGAAAGUUUAUUGCCAUCAAUGCGGCCAGUAUGAGCUGCGCGUGUCCCCGCAGUCCGAAGGGCCUCUCGCCCUCCGCUCACCUCGCUGAUGGCACCACGGACCUCAUCCUCGUCAGGAAAUGCUCCCGCCUGGACUUCCUCCGACACCUGGUCCGACACACAAACAAAGAAGACCAGUUUGACCACUCCUUCGUUGAGGUCCACCGGGUGAGGAGGUUUUGUUUCCAGCCGCAGCGCCAUGAGGUGGUCUCAUUAGAGGACCCGAUUGAGAGCCCAAAGAAAACCGGCUUCAGACCCGUCUGUUCGGCCCAAACUACCUGCGACUACGGCACCAGCUGCAGCAGCUGGAAUUGUGACGGGGAGAUCCUGCCUCGCGCUGCCAUCCAAGUCAGUGUCCACUGCCAGUUGAUCAGGCUGUUUGCCCGGGGUAUUGAGCAGCAGCCGCCGUGUUUGUUAGAAGACCAGUGUACACUGGCGGCGCUCGAGCCGAGCAGACGCCGAUCGGUGGACUGAGAGCUGGACGGGACGACUGGCUGCUGCAAAAGUAAAAAGAGAUUUGCUCUUGGAACGACUUUCCUGGAAAUCACAUCACUGUAAAUCCCAAAUGCUGAGGUCCCAUCCCUCCUCAUUGUGUUCUGGUCAAACAAAACUUACUGGAUGUCCUCUCAGUGCACAGAAAGGGGUGUUAGAAAAAGCUGGGAAGGCUCCCAUCAGCAGCCAUUAAGAGGCAAAAAGGCCAAGGAGAAGAUACAGCUAUAUUGCAUGGUGUAUUGUUACUGAAUAGAUAGUUAGCUCUCUCUGUGCAACAUUGCCUGAUGCAGCUUUUACAAAUCCAUAUCAUGACAUGCCAAUGCUGCCGUGUAAAACCCACUUUUCUAUGCAUACUCUUUUUGAAAAUAGAAGAUUUUGAAGCCCAACGGAUCUCAAGGCGCCAGAUCAAACGGAUGAACCGGACUGAGCCGGACUGAGCCGCAACAAUCAGUACUGCCAUGAGUGAGAAGACAAAUAGGAUUUCUCCCUGUGUGAGAGACAGCGGAGGAGAUACUGCUGGGUGGGACCAAGAAGAAAGUAGCCGCUGGAGUGCGCCAAGAAACUGAGAAAAUGCCAAAAGAAGAAAAGGAAAAGAGAAUCUUUUUGGGUAACCCGUUGGGUUUCAUCGUUGACCCAGGUGGAAGAAAAUAUGAGCUAGGAGCACUAAUAUGAAACGAGCAGAACACCCCGCUAAUACACUAACAGGACCCCAGUGGAUUCUGGGUAAUGGGGCAAAGUGGUUGCUAAGUGAUGUGGUGCGUCUCAGCGCUGCUGUGGUGCACCUGUGGCUCCGAGCUCUGCUCCUCCAUGGCCAAAAACUACCGACAGAUCUACACACGGUUAACUGUAUUAAAGAUGAUCUAUUGUGGGGCUCCUGAAUUAGACCCAUUAUCUGUCUGUAAAGUCAGACCAUUAGAGAAUGCUUCCUCUGCAUUGAUAAAAAAAGUGUUUUAACACAGUAACAAUACGUAGGGCGUGUGUGUGUGUGUGUGUUAUCCACCAUCCCUUUAGGUGCGUGUGAUCAUUGGAGUGUGUGAGCGUUAAUGUGGUUGUGAAGGUGCCAGCGUGAUGACUUAGCAAUUAACCUCAUGAUAGCCGUUUUGAAGAUGGGUUCUCUGCAUUAAAUACCAAAAGAGGAGCAAAGGCACACGCACACACACACACACACACACACACACACACACACACACACACACUGAUGGUGGAUUUCUAUUAUGUUUCACUGCCAGUGGUGAUUUUUGUCGAUUAAAUAUAAUGUUAUUUAUUUCUAAUAGUUGGAUGCUUUAAAAUCCUCUACAAACACACACACACACUGACAUGUACCCAGUGUAACAGUGGAAGCUUUCAGGUCUGACCGCAAGAAUUUAGCAAUCCAUGACAAUGCAAACAAAAUCAAAUCGAAAGCUCCCACUGACUUCUGUGUCGAUACUGCCGUUGUUGGACGCUAGCCGGCUGUGAAAAGCUUUCACCCGCAGCUUCCACUUGUAAAGCUCACGCUAGUUAGUGGGAAAAACAAAAAAGUGUUUUUGUUAUUUCAGGAGAUGCAGGAUACCCAUUGUCAUACAGAUGUGUGUUUCCUUUUACUCAUGUAGUUGCUUCUUCAGUUGUAUGUGCAUUCUGGCUCCUCUCCAUUAUAGAGUCAACACAUAAACAUGCCGUCAUAUUACUUUUAAUAAAAAUGCUCAAUAGUGGGCUCUUGAAAU
This is a messenger RNA of Gasterosteus aculeatus aculeatus (three-spined stickleback), 3711 nucleotides long. RefSeq names its product ceramide kinase (gene cerk). NCBI's taxonomy places the organism in Eukaryota, Metazoa, Chordata, Actinopteri, Perciformes, Gasterosteidae. Gene Ontology annotation, biological process: phosphorylation; ceramide metabolic process. The record is from RefSeq and is a predicted model, not a curated record. Gene Ontology annotation, molecular function: ceramide kinase activity.